Molecule: messenger RNA, 390 nt
Organism: Colletotrichum lupini
Lineage: Eukaryota; Fungi; Ascomycota; Sordariomycetes; Glomerellales; Glomerellaceae
Exons: 5
Coding region: 1-390 (129 amino acids)
Source: RefSeq, a predicted model, not a curated record
AUGGAAAGUACUGGAAGGGAUACUGAAUAUCUCGUGAAACCAACAGCCAACGCCCGGGCUGGAGAAGAGAUAGAUAGACAUGUUCGUGGACCGCCAUCCCUUCAAUUACACAAGGCAUUUGGCAAGACCCGGCACAGAAAGUCAACUGGAGGAGCCAUUGCCCUGAGAUCUCAAACAUCUUUGACUCCUAGCUCGAUGAGAUCGAGGCAAUAUCGUUGCCUGGGAUCUUUGACUGACGUCGGGCUUCUCUUCGGACCCCGGCCAGCAGGUUGCAUCAACUUACCAACAGGCUGCCUGCUUGCCCGACCCGCGAUCGAGCGGAAGAUGAAAGCCACAGGGGAGGAAGCUUCGAUCAGUCAGGCUCGGACGUCAUCCGCGCGCCUGCUAUGA